This is a messenger RNA of Coccidioides immitis RS, 336 nucleotides long. RefSeq lists its product as uncharacterized. The transcript is spliced from 2 exons. The coding region runs from base 1 to 336 and encodes 111 amino acids. NCBI's taxonomy places the organism in Eukaryota, Fungi, Ascomycota, Eurotiomycetes, Onygenales, Onygenaceae. The record is from RefSeq and is a predicted model, not a curated record.
AUGGCAAAUUUGCAUUCAUUAGUGCUAUCAUAUACCGCCAGAUUGAACGAGAUGAUUUGGAUUUGCGAGAAGCAGGAAUAUCGCGCGAAGCUGAGAUACAAGGGUGGGCUCUUGACUGCCACAAUCGUGACUUUUAUUCCCGGGAAUGUGCGCAUUAUCCAAGUGACCUGCAACCCAUCGGACAAGCUCCCAAAGCUCAUUUUUACGCUGAGGGCUAUAUACAAUUUCGGCAAGGAUAACUAUGACAAGAGCACAGCUUAUGAUGUUAUGAAGUGGAUUCUCAGCCCGCCUGAGGCUCCGCCGGCCAAGGAGCUCGCCAUGAGAGGCAAGAAAUAG